UAAAACCGACAUAACUUUAAAAAUUUGGAGGUGUUCACAAUGAAAUAUAUAAUAUCAAUUUUCUUGCUUUUUGUGAUUGGCUUAGCUGUGAGUCACGAACUGAAGACAGAAAAGAAAGAUAUCAAUCAUGCCAAGGAUGCUCAGCUAACGAAGGACGUAGCAAUUAAACUACCAGAGGAAAAAUCCAAUAUUGCCGCCAAAGUCGAAACUUUGCCAGUUCAUAAACUGAGGCUUUUGAAGAAACGAAGUCCUGGAAAGCGAAGUAGGGAACGUUAUGGUUACUACUACGGCGGCCGUUCAAGAGGUGGUCACUCAAGAGGUGGACGAUCAAGGGGUGGUCACUCAAGACAUCGUGGCCACUCACAUGGCGGACAUUCACGACGCGGAGGUCGCUCUCGACAUAGCGGUAGCUCUAGUGGAGGUCGAUCUAGUUAUGGUGGAAGGUCGUAUGGAUCAUAUUAUGGUAACAGUCGUUAUAAUUAUGGUCAAAGUGGUCGCUCUCAAGGAGGAUAUGUUCCCUAUCGCGGCUCGGGAUAUCCCAACUACGGCAGCAGAUACAUUGGAGUCAUAAGAUACGGUAGCAGACCAAUUGGUACAAAUUCAAUUUCAGGAAAUCAAAGUCCUAUCAGUGGAAAUUGCAACUGUCCCUUCAGCCAAAACAAUGAACCGUCUGUAGAGAGCGAUGAGUAUGAUUUUGAUUAUCUGAGGCAGUGGCAAAGAGCUUUUUCAUCGCAUCCAUGUUGUCGUCAGAGAUGGGAAGUGUAUUGGUCAAAUUCCCAAAGAAAAUAAUCAAGAUUACCAAUAAAUAGUAAAUACACUAUAUCAAACAUGAAGUAACUGAAGAAUUUAUAGACUCUAUACUAAUAUUAAUUUUUACUAUCAUAUUAAUAUUCACAAUUCUCCAAUAUCGACCAAUGCUGCAUAGCACCUGUGUUUCUAGGAUUGAAUAAUUAAAUAAUAAUUUACCUUACGUUAACUAAAAAUAAUAAAUCCUAUUAAAUAUUUAAUCGAAAUGACUAUUUGGAUAUUAAAUUCUUGCAUUAAACUU
Lottia gigantea (owl limpet) is the source of this 1048-nucleotide messenger RNA. RefSeq lists its product as hypothetical. The record is from RefSeq and is a predicted model, not a curated record. Bases 40 to 789 code for a protein of 249 amino acids. NCBI's taxonomy places the organism in Eukaryota, Metazoa, Mollusca, Gastropoda, Lottiidae. The transcript has 3 exons.